Molecule: messenger RNA, 1970 nt
Organism: Rhodamnia argentea
Lineage: Eukaryota; Viridiplantae; Streptophyta; Magnoliopsida; Myrtales; Myrtaceae
Product: aldehyde oxidase GLOX-like
Exons: 1
Coding region: 67-1752 (561 amino acids)
Source: RefSeq, a predicted model, not a curated record
UCUCGAGUGAUUUAUAAACGGCUCUCACGAGGCCUCCAAAUCUUAAGACUAAAGUAAAAACAGACCAUGCAAACCAAGAUGACGUCUGUCUGUCGGACUCGCGCCUCGAGCCUUCGCUUGAUAUUGUGCUGCUGCUUCCUGCUCUUGGCCACUCAGCCGCAGCAACCGAGGGCCCUUGCCGCCGCCGCUCGGUGGGAGCUGCUGCAGAGCAACAUCGGCAUCGUGGCCAUGCACAUGCAGCUCCUCCACAACGACCGCGUCGUCAUCUUCGACCGCACCGACUUCGGCAAGUCCAACCUCUCCCUCCCGGACGGCAAGUGCCGCCACGAGCCCACGGAGACCGUCGUGGUCGACGACUGCACCGCGCACUCCGUUGAGUACGACGUCGCCUCCAACGCCUUCCGCCCCCUUAUGGUCCAGACCGACGUCUGGUGUUCCUCCGGCUCCGCCACGCUGGACGGCAGCCUCAUCCAGACCGGCGGCUACAGGGGCGGCGAGCGGCAGGUCCGGAUCUUCGCCCCGUGCUCGGACGGCCGCUGCGACUGGCGGGAGAUGGGGAACGGUCUGGUGGCGCGCCGCUGGUACGCGACCAACCAGAUCCUCCCCGACGGCCGCCAGAUCGUCGUCGGCGGCCGGAGGCAGUUCAACUACGAGUUCUACCCGAAGAGCUCCGGAGCUUCGAACGUCUAUAGCCUGCCGUUUCUGGUCCAGACCAACGACCGCGGCAUUGAGAACAAUCUCUACCCGUUCGUCCACCUCAACGUCGACGGCAAUCUAUUCAUUUUCGCGAACAACCGCGCUAUAUUGUUUGAUUACGUGAACAACAAGGUGGUCCGAACGUACCCAACAAUGCCGGGCGGCGACCCGAGAUGUUACCCGAGCACGGGCUCCUCCGUGUUGCUUCCGCUGAAGACGACCGCACAACCCACGAUGAAUGUAGUAGCUGAAGUGUUGGUCUGCGGCGGAGCUCCAAAAGGAGCUUUCGCGCAGGCGAUGGGUGGGAAAUUCCUCGGAGCGUUGAACACCUGCGGGCGGAUCAGAAUAACCGACCCGAACCCGCAAUGGGCCAUGGAGACGAUGCCGGGGGCCCGGGCCAUGGGCGACAUGGUGCUGCUGCCGAACGGCGACGUCCUGAUCAUCAACGGCGUGGCGGCAGGGACUGCCGGGUGGGAGCACGGGCGAAACCCAGUCCUCAACCCGGUCAUCUACACGCCCGACGGACCAGCAGGCGGGCGCUUCGCCCUCCAGGACCCAUCGGGGAUCCCGCGGGUGUACCACUCCACGGCAGUGCUGCUGCGGGACGGGCGGGUGCUCGUUGGUGGCAGCAACCCCCACAUCUACUACAACUUCACCGGAGUGAUCUUCCCAACGGAGCUCCGGCUCGAGGCGUUCCGGCCGCCGUACCUGGACCCGGAGCAUUCAGGCUCGCGCCCGCGGAUAAUCUACCCGAGCUCUCAGGCCCAGAUCGGGUACUCGCAGAGCUUCGUGGUCCGGUUCACAGUGGCGGGGGACGUCUCCCUGGACGCCGUGGCGGUGACAAUGGUGGCGCCGCCGUUCAACACGCACUCGUUCUCGAUGAACCAGCGCCUGCUGGUGAUUGGCAGCGGUAAGGUCGCCAAUGUCGGGAAUUCGGUUUUUGCGGCAGAGGCGGUGGCUCCGGGUUCGCGUAAUUUGGCUCCGGCGGGUUAUUACAUGCUAUUCGCGGUGCAUCGAGGGGUUCCGAGCGAGGGCAUUUGGGUCCAGAUACAGUAAUUAGCGGGAGGUUGAUUUUCCUUUGAUUUAACACUUUCUGCGUAAAUAAUCCUAUUUUUUAUUUUUAUUUUUUUCCCCUUCCCAAAUAAAAAUGGAUGACGUCAUAAAGUGUGUGAAUUCUAGGCUUCCUCGUGAAAACAUUUUAAGGGGAAGUUAAUUUGGUUGGUCAGUUUACUUUAGCAAUUUUCUCUCUAUUUUUUUUUUUUUGUAUAAGAUUU